GGGACUCAACGACAGCGAGUUUAUCUAGUCGUGCAGGCACCCGCACGAGCAGUCUACGCAAGAGAAUACAUGGCAGUGUUUAGUGAUGUACUAAACGGUCUAGACAGCAAGACCAUGAAUCAUUUCUUCCACGCUGUGUUUAGGAAAGACGGGCCUCUUAGCCAGUCCCAGACGACUGUUCUGCUUGCGACCCACUCAGGCAGGUAUGCUGGAACCAUAUAA
Dothidotthia symphoricarpi CBS 119687 is the source of this 222-nucleotide messenger RNA. RefSeq lists its product as uncharacterized. NCBI's taxonomy places the organism in Eukaryota, Fungi, Ascomycota, Dothideomycetes, Pleosporales, Dothidotthiaceae. The annotation marks the transcript as partial. The transcript has a single exon. The record is from RefSeq and is a predicted model, not a curated record.